AUGCAGCUGUUUGUCCGUGCCCGGGAGCUGCACACUCUUGAAGUGACCGGCCUGGAGACAGUUGCCCAGAUCAAGGCUCAUGUGGCCUUCCUGGAGGGCCUCACCACUGAAGACAAAGUCGUGCUUCUGGCAGGUUCUCCCCUGCAGGAUGAAGCCACCCUGGGUCAGUGUGGGGUAGAAGCCCUGGCAACCCUGGAAGUGGUUGGCCGAAUGCUAGGAGAGCAGCAGCCCAGCUUCAUCCUGCAGCAGUUGGGGGAGCUGGGCCGGGAACAGAGAAACAGCUGGGGCGAGGAAGGAGAACUCUCCAUUGCUUCCAGUGGGGCUCGGCAGGCCUAG
Puma concolor (puma) is the source of this 336-nucleotide messenger RNA. Lineage: Eukaryota; Metazoa; Chordata; Mammalia; Carnivora; Felidae. The record is from RefSeq and is a predicted model, not a curated record.